Molecule: messenger RNA, 1900 nt
Organism: Manihot esculenta (cassava)
Lineage: Eukaryota; Viridiplantae; Streptophyta; Magnoliopsida; Malpighiales; Euphorbiaceae
Product: glycosyltransferase BC10
Exons: 2
Coding region: 615-1772 (385 amino acids)
Cellular component (GO): membrane
Molecular function (GO): glycosyltransferase activity
Source: RefSeq, a predicted model, not a curated record
GUAAAUAAAUAAUAAUAAUAAUAAAACUUAAUAUUUGUUUUUUCAGAUUCAAAUCUCUUAUUAAUGUCUUUCAAUCCCAUACGUAAUUUGCUCCCCAUUUCUCCAUAUCGCUCUGGCCUCGCCCUCCCCUCCUGGAGUUGAACCACCACCUCCCCCGCCUUCUCCUAUUUCUUUGCCCACUAGUCUCCUUCUCUUCCCUCUCUAUCUGCUGAAGUUCAACCUCUGAAUCAAGUAAAGGGUCCAAUAAUACUAGCAGAGUAUGUUCAUCCUUUUGUUUUUUCUCCUUUCUUCAUCUCUCUCAAUGAUCCCGUCUCAUAUCGCUUGAUCUUGGCUUUUAGAACUCGUAAUCUUUGAUUAAACCGCCUUUUGUCCAAUACCCAUGUGCUAAAAACUCUAAUUUCAAUGCUGUCUGUUACAAGGUAGCUGUUUGGGUACUGUAUCAUCCACUUUUAGAUUUUCUUGUUGACAUGGUUUCUUGGAAUAUGGCUUUUUCACUGGGGAGACAAACCAUGAUUGCUAUUUGAAGUUUGAGGUUUCUAAAGCUACUUCAAUACGAAAAGGGUUUAUCUGGAUUGGACCCAGGAAGUGAAUUUUGAUAGAGUUUUGUUGUAGAGAUGCAGCCAAGAAUUGUUCCAUUAGAGGAGGGCAAUGACCCUGUGAUUCCAAUCAAAACAAGCCAACCCAAAACUUUCCCGCUAAGGUUACUCCAGUUAUUUCUGUUGUUUUUAGCUUUAUGUAUCCCAUUUUCAAUCAUUAGUACAUACACAAUCAAACGUUUUGGAGUUAACAAUGUUGUGACCAAAGUUAAGACUGCUCCCAAGCUAUGUCUUGAGGAACCUAAUGCUUUGGACCGUUGGAUUAGGCCUCCUUCGAAUCUGUUUCACAAGAUGAACGAUGAAGAGCUCUUUUGGAGGGCUUCAUUUGUUCCCAGAAUAAAGAAGUAUCCUUUCAGUAGAACUCAAAAGAUUGCAUUUAUGUUCUUGACCAAGGGGCCUCUACCUCUGGCACCUCUUUGGGAAAGGUUUCUGAAGGGGCAUGAAGGGUUGUAUUCAAUCUAUGUUCAUUCGAUACCAACAUUUGAACCCAAGUUUCCACCUUCAUCCGUUUUUCAUGGAAGACAAAUCCCAAGCCAAAUUGCUGAAUGGGGUAAGAUGAGUAUCUGUGAUGCUGAAAGAAGGCUUCUCGCAAAUGCAUUGCUCGAUAUAUCUAAUGAACGGUUCAUUCUCCUAUCCGAAUCCUGCAUUCCUCUAUAUAAUUUCACUGUCAUCUACAACUACAUAAUGAAGUCCAAACAUAGCUUCAUUGGUGCAUUUGAUGACCAUGGUCCAUACGGGAGAGGACGAUACAAUGAAAACAUGGCACCUGAGGUGAAUAUCACCCAGUGGCGAAAAGGUUCUCAGUGGUUUGAGAGUAACCGUAGGCUCGCAGUUAAGAUAGUGGAGGAUACUACAUAUUACCCAAAAUUUGAAAAAUUCUGUAGGCCCCAUUGUUAUGUUGAUGAACACUAUUUCCCCACCAUGCUAACCAUUGAAGCAGCCCAUCUCUUAGCAAAUAGAAGUCUUACUUGGGUGGACUGGUCAAGAGGUGGAGCUCAUCCAGCAACCUUUGGAGGGGCAGAUAUAACAGAGGAAUUUUUCGCAAGGAUUUAUCAAGGCCAGCUCUGCACUUACAACACUGAACCCUCUUCGACAUGUUUUCUUUUCGCGAGAAAAUUUGCUCCAAGUGCAAUGGAACCUUUGUUACAUAUUUCACAUGAGGUUUUGGGAUUCUGACACAAGAUAUCAACUAUUUUUGACCUAUGAACAUGUUCUAUCAGAAGUAUUGGUGAUAGGAUUGCUUACUUGCUUUGUAUACUUCUCUUGCAGAGAUCUGGUGGAAUGCUUUUAUUCAGUUUAGCUUG